Messenger RNA from Arabidopsis arenosa, 588 nucleotides. The record is from the annotation of a GenBank genome assembly. Lineage: Eukaryota; Viridiplantae; Streptophyta; Magnoliopsida; Brassicales; Brassicaceae.
AAAUCCCUCUGACAUUUUCUUUGUCUCACUAAUUAAGACUACAAAGCAAAUCAAAUCACUAAACCGGAAAAAAUGGCUGGAGGUCUCGGAAAAUGCAGCAAGAUCCGUCACAUUGUGAGGCUGAGACAGAUGCUCCGACGGUGGCGCGAUCAAGCGAGGAUGUCUUCUUCUUUCAGCCGUCGAGUACCGUCGGAUGUACCGUCAGGACACGUGGCGGUCUACGUAGGAAGCAGUUGCAGGAGAUUUGUGGUGCGCGCGACGUAUCUGAACCAUCCUGUCCUAAGGAAUCUUCUGGUUCAAGCUGAGGAAGAGUUCGGUUUCGUUAACCAAGGACCGUUGGUUAUCCCUUGUGAAGAAUCGGUUUUCGAGGAAUCGAUUCGGUUUAUCUCCCGGUCUGAUUCGACUCGGUCAAGACGGUUUACUUGUCCCGAUGAUUUUCAGAAGAACCGCCACGUGGUGGGAAUCAGAAGCAAGAUAGACCUAUGGAUCGAAUCUCGACCGUUACUUCACGGCGUCACUGAAAAAGCCGUUUGGUGAUGAUGUCACUUGACGGCGUUCGUACGUACAGAGUAAAUAGACAAUAAAAUG